This is a messenger RNA of Gloeophyllum trabeum ATCC 11539, 1095 nucleotides long. RefSeq lists its product as uncharacterized. The record is from RefSeq and is a predicted model, not a curated record. NCBI's taxonomy places the organism in Eukaryota, Fungi, Basidiomycota, Agaricomycetes, Gloeophyllales, Gloeophyllaceae. Bases 1 to 1095 code for a protein of 364 amino acids. The transcript is spliced from 15 exons.
AUGAGCGGGGAUGUCCUCCUCGCGCCUCGCGCUGUCGGCGGCCCAAUCGAGGACGUGGUGCCGCUGUCCGUAGCUGCCACCGGAACCAUUCUUGUUUACGACUACUUAUGCACGCUCGACGAUGAGGUGGAAUACGUAUGGAAGUCACGACAAACCCUCGGCACGGUCCUCUUCUUCCUCAACCGAUACACGCCAUUCAUUGAUACCUUCGUCUCGCUCAAUCUAUUAACUGCUAGACAUUCGCGGGAGGAAUGCGAACGUAACUUCAAAGUCGUUCUCUGGUUGAUCACCCUUGGCACCCUUAUAUCCGAAUCAAUCUUAUGUCUACGCACAUACGCGCUUUGGGAACGCCGCCGCUCCAUCGGCAUGACCCUCGCAAUAGUCUACGGUCUCAUCUUCUCUGCUGGCGUAGGCGUCGUCUCCCUGGAAGCCGACUCUCUCGUCUACGAGGACCCGCCUGAACCCGGCGUCGCAGGGUGCUUCCUCCGACAUGCAAGCGCUAUCGUCUUCAUCGACUACGUUCUCGUACUCGUGGCAGAGACAAUUAUGGCAAUACUCACCGUGAUCAAAGCCGUCCAGCACCUUCGCCACACCCGCUCGCCCAUGGUCGUCACCCUCUACCGAGACGGCAUCCUAUUCUACUUCAUGCUCCUAGGCAAGUCCCCCUCCCGCUCCUUCCCUCCUGCAAGCCUAACACCCCGCUCAGCGAUAACAAUCGUAAACGUUAUCAUCCCCGUCGCAGGCCCCCCCGCACUAACAAAUUGGCUCGCCACCCCCCAGCGCGUAAUGCACAGCAUCCUCUGCACGCGCGUCCUCCUCUUCAUCCUCAAAUCCCCCUCUCACCAAAGAACCCCGCCGCCCUCGCAGCCCACGACGGCGAGCACGCUCCUCUCCUCGCUCAGCCCUGCGAGCUUCCUCGCAACCGUGCCCGCGCACUGGCAUGGCGAGGCGUGCGACGACGCUCGGGUGCCGGCCGCCGAGGACGGCGUGGAGGUGUUCGAGAUGGACGACUUCGGUGGGCCAGGCAGAGGGGAGGAGGGCGUGGAUAGGGAGCGGGUGAGCCGCUUGCGCGGUGGGGGUGGGUGGGAUCCGUGA